AUGCCAAAGGAGUGGGAUAAACUCAUGGAGGCUGCAAAAAUCGUCGCGCAAACCGAGGAGUCACUCGCUGGUAACAAGAGUUAUUACUCUGAAGAUCGAUUCUCUAGAGGAAACACGCGCGACAACAACAAACGCAACAAAUACAAGAGUAACGACUGGAAGUCUGGGAGAUCAAGAGGCCACGACGACAGGCCGCGCUACAGGGAAGACGCGCGUGAAACAAUUGACCGAAUCGGUUACAAGAAAGCGGCUCCCAUGCCUAUGACAAACAAGAAGGGGCAAGACCCCAACUUGUACUGCGACUUUCAUAAAGACUCAGGGCACUUGACCGAUGACUGUUAUAGUUUGCGACAAGAAAUCGAGAGAGCGCUUAAAAGCGGUAAACUAAGCCAUUUGGUGAAGAACGUGCGCAAAGAAACUCGUCAGCUCCAGCGCCACGAUGAAGGGAACCACAAGAAAGUCCGACGCCUAGAGACUCACAUGGUCAACGGACCUAGAUAUAGCGCGAAAGAGAAAGGCAAGCGCCCCUAUGAGCCUUCUUGGCAAGAGCAACGGGUCAUUUUCCCGGUAGUGCGCGGGGGUCCUCGUGCCACACGACCCGUCGUCAUUAUCGGUAUAAUUGGUCAUUAUGAAACAGAGUACAUAUUCAUUGAUCCAAGAAGUACGGCAGACAUCAUUUACGAGUAG
This is a messenger RNA of Helianthus annuus (common sunflower), 687 nucleotides long. RefSeq lists its product as uncharacterized. Lineage: Eukaryota; Viridiplantae; Streptophyta; Magnoliopsida; Asterales; Asteraceae. The record is from RefSeq and is a predicted model, not a curated record. The transcript has 2 exons. Bases 1 to 687 code for a protein of 228 amino acids.